GCAUAACGCAGGUCGUGUUUGCCUUUGCAUUGCUGCAAUAAGCAAACAUCGACAUCGACUGACUGCAGACGCUACAAGCAGAACUAGGCUGAGGAGCGGAAAUCCUUGUUGUUGCUGCACGUUUCCUCCUCAGCUAGGCGUAGAAGCCAGCAGGAGGCGGAUUCCAUGGCGGUCCUCAGGAGGGAAGCCGCUGGCCAGGCCAGAUUGGCGGGAACAGCCAUAGGAUGUCUCGGAAUAAUUGUUCUGCUUGGUUUUGUCAUUCAGUCCUUUGCGAUCCCCACAGGUGAGGCCGACUCCUUAUCGAAGGCAACUACGGCUGCUCAGAAUGCGGAAACAGCAACUGACAUUGUAAGCAGGCAGCUCGGAGAGUACGACUAUGGCGAUGACAAGUACGGCAAAGGGAACUACAAGGACGGCAAAUAUGAGGGUGACGAGUACUACAGUCACAAGAAGUACGAGAACAAGAAAAACGACGACGUGUACUACAAGAAGUACACUGAAAAGAACUAUAAUGAAAAAACAUAUGUAAAGAAAUACGCCGACGAGAAGAAGUACGACAAGUAUGAUGAGGAUAAGAAGUAUUACAAGUAUGGCAAGUAUGAUAAGUACGGCAUGAAGUAUGAUGGUAAGUACGAUGGUAAGUACGAUGGUAAGUACGACGGUAAGUACGAUGGUAAGUACGACGGUAAGUAUGAUGGUAAGUAUGAUGGUAAGUAUGAUGGUAAGUAUGAUGGUAAGUAUUAUGGUAAGUACGAUGGUAAGUACGACGGUAAGUACGAUGGUAAGUAUUAUGGUAAGUAUAAUGAUAAGUAUGAUGGUAAGUAUGAUGAUAAGUAUGGCAAAUAUGAUGGUAAGUAUGGCAGUAAGUAUGGUCAGUAUGAUGGUUACUCUGGUAAAAAUGAUGGUAAAUACGAUGGUAAAUACGAUGGUAAAUACGAUGGUACAUACGAUGGUAAAUACGAUGGUAAAUACGACGGUAAAUACGAUGGUAAAUAUGAUGGUCACUAUGGUUACUAUGGUAACUAUGGUAAGUAUGAUGGUAAGUAUGAUGGUAAGUAUGGCAAACAUGAUGGUAAGUAUGGCGGUAACUAUGGUACGUAUGAUGGUAACUAUGGUAAGUAUGAUGGUUACUAUGGUAAAAGUGAUGGUAAAUACGAUGGUAAAUACGAUGGUAAAUAUGAUGGUCACUAUGGUUACUAUGGUAACUAUGGUAAGUAUGAUGGUAACUAUGGUGAGUAUUAUGGCAAGUAUGGUAAGUAUGAUGAUAAGUAUGGUAUGUAUGAUGGUAAAUACGAGAAGUAUUAUGGUAACUAUGGUAAGUAUUAGACGAAAGACGAUGUGACGUAUGGCAAGAAGGCUGAGAGGAAGGGUCAUUAUCACAAGGAUGAUGGCCAGAAGUACAAUUAAAGCCUUUAAAGCCUUUAAAGGGAGUACGGCAUGAAGUGGGAUGAGAAGUGGCAUGAAGAGAAGCAGCCCGCAGGACGAUCAAACGACGUUAUGGCAACACAAGAGAGCUAUGACGAGAAGCACACGCACUUCAUGGAGUUGAGACAGCACAAACACGUUGCGUGAGAAUUUACUUCCGCGAAGGAUGCAACGUGUACAAGAGACGGCAUGAUAAUGGUAUUCAGGAUGAUGGCCAAGCUUUCGUCUUGCAUUUUUCGCAUGGUAGUGGAACAGGGAUCAUAAGCAAAGUCCCCGGACAUAAACUGGAUUAAGCAGAAGAAUCUAUCGCGGUCGAUCUUGCUCAUGCCUUUCACUGCAGGGACAGCAGAUAAGGGUAAUUACUAAUUAGUAAUUACAAA
Molecule: messenger RNA, 1805 nt
Organism: Chara braunii
Lineage: Eukaryota; Viridiplantae; Streptophyta; Charophyceae; Charales; Characeae
Source: the annotation of a GenBank genome assembly